UUUUUUUUUUUUUUUUUUUUAAUGCUUAAUUACACUAUUUCCAGUGCUGCUCAAGAUGUGAUAUGUUUGCUGAGGAAUGCGCUGUAUCGUAUUUGAGAACUUUGGUGUAAUAGAUAUUAAUUAUUUGGUUAAUCUUCCAGCAUGAGACAUCUUUAAGUAAUCAGUUGGCAGAAACAUGUGCAUGCUGUACCAGGAAGUUGGUUUCCGACAUCAAUAACUCAGAAGCUACAUGUCCAAUUUGUCAGGAUUCAUCAUGGUUAAAUUCAGAUAGGAUGUUACAUGUAGAGCUGAAAGGUUUUGAUUGUACACAAAUGGGCUAAUUUUUAGCACGUGACAACGGCGUGAUUUUUAACAAGAGAUGAGUAAGGAAUUCUUAACUUACAAUCAUAUAUCUCUUACGAACAUUUUGAAUUGAAUUGGUUUCCUAAGUAGACCUGGCUUUUUGGAGUAUAUUUUUCUCUACCGGUCGAGCCACAAUGCUCAGCCAAGACAGAUUUAUGACCUUUUAAAAGUAAUGAUGGAAAAUGAGAUUGGAGGAAACAUUUUAGUAUCUGCUUUGCUCUGAGGCCUGAACUGCGAACUCUCCAGUUCUUGAAGGCGUUGAAAUGCUGAUUCCAGCCUUCUUGUGGGUUCUUAAACACCUUCUCAGAUGACCCAUUUUAAUAACCCGAAAGCCGUUAUAUAACGAGCAGCCAUAAUUUAGUCCAGAGCUCCAGGGGGCCCCUCACAGUUCAGCAAUGAAUAGUUAAUGCAGUAUAACGUUUAGCAGGUUAUUAGUUUCCACCAUACAAAUGCUGAUCAGGGAGCGCUUUUAUAAGGUGUUGAAAAGAAAAUGUAAUUAACUGGUCGCGUGUUUUCUCUUGCAGCUCAAAUUGAAAUUAUUCCAUGCAAGAUCUGUGGAGACAAAUCAUCAGGAAUCCAUUAUGGUGUCAUUACAUGUGAGGGCUGCAAGGGCUUUUUCAGGAGGAGUCAGCAAAGCAAUGCCACCUACUCCUGUCCUCGGCAGAAGAACUGUUUGAUUGAUCGGACUAGUAGGAACCGCUGCCAGCACUGUCGGUUGCAGAAAUGCCUUGCCGUAGGGAUGUCUCGAGAUGCUGUAAAAUUUGGCCGAAUGUCGAAAAAGCAGAGAGACAGCUUGUACGCCGAAGUGCAGAAGCACCGGCUGCAGCAGCAGCAGCGAGACCACCAGCAGCAGCCUGGAGAGGCCGAGCCCCUGACGCCGACCUACAACAUUUCGGCCAACGGGCUGACGGAACUCCACGACGACCUCAGCAACUACAUCGACGGGCACACCCCCGAGGGGAGCAAGGCGGACUCUGCAGUCAGCAGCUUCUACCUGGACAUACAGCCUUCCCCAGACCAGUCGGGCCUGGAUAUCAACGGCAUCAAACCAGAACCAAUAUGUGACUACACAGCAGCAUCAGGCUUCUUUCCCUACUGUUCUUUCACCAAUGGAGAGACGUCCCCGACGGUGUCCAUGGCAGAACUAGAACACCUUGCGCAGAAUAUAUCUAAGUCACAUCUGGAGACUUGCCAAUACUUGAGAGAAGAGCUCCAGCAGAUAACGUGGCAGACCUUUCUCCAGGAGGAGAUUGAAAACUAUCAAACGAAGCAGCGGGAGGUGAUGUGGCAAUUAUGUGCCAUCAAAAUCACAGAAGCUAUUCAGUAUGUGGUGGAGUUUGCCAAACGCAUCGAUGGAUUUAUGGAACUGUGUCAAAACGAUCAAAUUGUGCUUCUCAAAGCAGGUUCUCUAGAGGUGGUGUUCAUCAGAAUGUGCCGUGCCUUCGACCCCCAGAACAACACCGUGUACUUUGAUGGGAAGUAUGCUAGCCCGGACGUCUUCAAAUCCCUAGGUUGUGAAGACUUUAUUAGCUUUGUGUUUGAAUUUGGAAAGAGCUUAUGUUCUAUGCACCUGACUGAAGAUGAAAUUGCGUUAUUUUCUGCAUUUGUACUGAUGUCAGCAGAUCGCUCGUGGCUGCAGGAAAAGGUAAAAAUUGAAAAGCUGCAACAGAAAAUUCGGCUAGCACUUCAACACGUCCUACAGAAGAAUCACCGAGAGGACGGAAUACUAACCAAGUUAAUAUGCAAGGUGUCGACAUUAAGAGCCUUAUGUGGACGGCAUACGGAAAAGCUAAUGGCGUUUAAAGCAAUAUAUCCAGACAUUGUACGACUUCAUUUUCCUCCAUUAUACAAGGAGUUGUUCACUUCCGAAUUUGAGCCAGCGAUGCAGAUUGAUGGGUAGAUGUAUCACCUGAGCACUUCUAGAAUGUCUGAAGUACAAACAUGAAAAGCAGACCCACACACAUUAACCGAGACACUUUAUAUGGCCCUGCCCAGACCUGGCGCGCCAACACACCGUGCCCAUCAUUUGGUGAUCAGUGUCAGGCAAAGGAGGGAAACAAUGAAAACAAGUAAAAGGUGAACUUGUUUUUCUCAUGCAUAUGAUUUCCAUUAUGCCUACAGAUAUGGACCCUUUUUCUGUCUCGACUUCUUGACCGCUGGCCUCUGUUUACACAGAAGGAGGGUACUAGAGUCGAAGGAGCUCCUUUUCUUGUAGCUCACUGCCCAGAGACUUCCUGAAGCGUCACCCAUCUGUCACUCACCACAGAGAGACCCGCAGUAAUCGGUGGCUGGUGUGCAUAGCGGAGCUUGCGGCAUUACUUUGCACAACUUGCUCUUUGUUUCAUGAAGGAAGAUUUUUUGUUUUGUUUUUCAUUUUUCACCGAUUAUUGCCAGUCGGCAGGACGGCAUGAAAAGGGUCCAUAGCACUAGCAACAAUAGCAUUAUAAUAUAUUACAGGGUAAAUGGGCAUGAAGACUAUAUAUAUAGCUAAAAGAGAUAUUGUUUAUAUAUUGUUUUAAUUAAUAUAAAAUGUAGUUACUGGUGUAGCUUUUCCUGUUGAACUGAUAAGGCACUUUCAUUUUGCACCUUUUUCUUUAAAUUAAAUACUAGCGUGUUCACUGCCGCGUCACACGUACCCCAGAAACACAAGUUUAACUGAGAAGAAGGCUUGGCAGGUACGUCGGGAGGUGUUUAUGCUGCUGUUUACAAAAUUCCUUUUAAAAGACUGGCUGGUCAUAUCUAGAAAUCACGAUGUUGAAUUGUUUCCUUUUUUUUUCUUUUUUCUUUUUAACACAUGGAUUGGGAAUUAGAAACGGGACGCUCCCUAAAUUAUACUUUGCUUUUUGGUGAGUUUCCGGGUAGAUGUCUUUAUGCUUCAUACAAAGUUGAAUGUUUGAUGGGUGUUGUGGAUUUAUGGUAUCAUGCACUUUUAAAAAAAAAAAAAUUAAAAGCUUUUUUAAAUGCCACCUUGUGGAGACAGGGAAGGAGAGGCUCAUUUUAUACAAUUCAGUAGCUGCGUGGACUCAAUCUCCACUUGGAAUCCUUAUGCUUUGAGAACAAAUCGAUAACGAGAAUAUUUAUUGAAAUCUAGCUUUUAUUUUAAGAAGGACCCAAAGAUUAUAUCUGGAGCAAACGCCCACUCCACUUACGAGGACAUGAAGCGUAUACUUUGUGAAUGUUUAUGUUCUUAGAAACAGUAAGAGUUUAUCCCAGAGUGACCUAAUUCUAGACUAGCUGCCUCUAGAUGUUACCCUUCUAGAAUAUUGCUCUCCAGCUUGUCUAGACAAUGGCUAGGACGGUGAGGGAGGCAUACAAUGUUGAACCAGUGUCUCUUAUUUAAAUAGUAAAUAUUUUCAGCCUUGAAAGUGAAGUUGAUGCUAGCUGCAAACAUUUACUCUUGUAUUUAUCUUUACUAGAAAACUGUGGACUGUAAUUUAUUUUAUUAACUAUUUAGCAGAUUGUUGGGCUUUUGUGUUCAGGUGCGACCUAGUGAUUUGUGUUACUUUGGUUUUGUCUUGCAUAAUCCCCAGUGGGGGCUGGGGGGGCAGGGGGGUGUUGGGAAGGGAACAGUCCAGUAUACAAGUGUGCACGUUUGGAAAACAGGGUGACCUUUCCAGAACCUCAGCAUUGCGAGCACGAUACCGCUCACACGUGUGGGAUUCACGCCUCUGGUCUGAUAUUCACGGCCUUGUGUGUACAUGUUUCUACAGCGAGGAAACAUCUUUCCGUGGCGUAAAGGUGGGAGUUUCAAACAGCCCUUUGCAGACCAGAAACUGUCUCCUCUGCCCCUCAGAUCCUUCCUGAAUUUUCCUCAGGAAUUCGGCUCCUGAUGCCAUGCUGGAUCCCCAGCCUGGGUUCCCCAGGGCCCUUCACUGUUUUUAACCCCUCUGACUUGUUUCGAGAGGGACUUGGACAAGGGGAAGGGAUUAUUUACAAAGAAGUAUGUAUGAAGCCUAAAUAACAUCUAAAUUUUUUUUCCAAAAAUAUACUAAGAGUUUAACCAUAAAUAGAAGACGAGAGGAAUAUUUACUUAAAUUUCUUACAGAUGUAUAAAACUUUAAUGUGUUUACAUAGAGAGGUUAAGUGUUGGCAUAUAGUAUUUAUACUGGGGCAAGAAGGGUUAAGUCAAAUUUUUUAAAUUUAAGUAAGCAUAGUUCCUUUAAAGAUCAAUAGUAUUUAUACUCUUAAAAAAAAAAAAACAAACCAAGCUUAGUUCAGUUAUUUAUUUGUCCAUUUCAUUCUGUUCUUGGUCCUUUGGGGGAAAAGGGUGCUUGACUCUGGGGGUCGGGGGGCUUGUUUUGUUUUCUUUUUGGUCAUUCCAAUUCACUAAAAUUGGGGAUGGUUUUAUUAAAGUACAUUAACUUCUUUUUAACCAAAGCUUUCUGAAUAUGACCAGCCUCAGGUGCUAGCGUAUUAAAGAGCAACUAAACCUAAUUUCAGUGUCCAUGCGAGAUGCUAAGAGCUAAUUGAACUUCUCCAAGGGUGAGAGAGAACUGAAUGUUGAACUUAAAAGAAACUCCUUUCCAGAUAGGAUUUUGCAUGUACCUAAUGCCAAAAAAAAACCGAGGCUCUAAUCUCCGUAAUAGUCCCUUCCUGUGACGUUGUCUGUAUGGGAAACCAAGAUACGGCGAUGUGAUGCUGUGGCUAGGUCGUUCUGAGGGAAGAGCAGGGUGUGGCAUCUCACAGCAAAGUGCAGCGACUGUGCAGGAACAGAGUAGUAGAGACUGCUCAGUGAGAUGAGGGAACAACUAUUACUUGGAUCCAAGUUGGGAUCUGAAGUUAAACAAUAAAUUCAGUGGGAAAAAAAAAAUGGAGUCCAGAAAAGGAUGUGACAAACUUUGCAUUUUUUUCUUCCCGGUUAUAGAAACACCUGUGUGGUAACACAAACUACUUGGUUAUUCUUAAUAGUUCUUACAACUGAAGUUUCCUAAACGUGAAUGUCCAAUAGUCUUUUCAGGAUUGGAGCCAUGGCAUUGUCAACUUGGCUGCUGUAAAGCAUUUUAGACGAUUUUUUUUACCUAGGGUCGAUACGGCUUUGGUAGAAAGCCUGACCACCUUCUGUUACAGUGGCGUCCAAAGUUUGUACUGCAUUGUGAAAAAACUGACCUUGAUCACAAUGAAAAAAAAAAAGUGCAGAUGAAAGUGCUUUUUGGACAGUUUGUAAAUUGCAUUAAAGCUACGGAUUUUUUUUUUAAAGUGUUCAGCAUCCUAAUUUGCGUUAAAGCUAUGGAUUUGUUUAAAGUCUUCGGCAUCCUACUUCACCCUUCCUAAUUUAGGGAAACUAUGACUUAUGACACUGCUUCUAAGUUUGGUUGUUCUUUAUAGUGUGGAAACUCAGAUCUCUGUGAGUGUGUGGGGUGGGAUGGUGGGGUCAGGUGAGGAAUGAGCGUGUGUGUGUGCGCGCGCGCGCGUAUGAUGUGCGUGCGUCAGACUGCUUCUAGGCUACUAAGUGUCAAUGGAAAAGAAAAUGUAUUCAAAAUACUUAAAUCAAAACUAGAAGAUGGGGAAAAGAAAAAGAUUUAUUCUAUACAAAGCCUUGUCUGGACCACUUUAGAGAGACUUCUAUUUUUUUAAACCCUUCUAUAAAUAUUUGAUGGCACUUGAAAUAUUCCUGCAAUAAAAUGUGAUUUGUGUAAAGAAAAAAAAAAAAAAGAUUUUGUAAUGUGAAACCAUGAAAGAAAGUAAUGUAAUUUUCUAAAAAAAAAAAUACAAACAAAACAAACUUUGUAUUAUUUUCUUGAUGGAAUCUGUCUGUCUUUGGAAAACUUUUUAUUUCAUUGACUGUGCCAUAGCAGAAAUAUGUGUUUUUAGUUGUAGACUAAGGAAUAGCUGUUUGUGUUCCGACAUUCCAAAACGCAAAACAACCUAGUCGAAACUUUAAUGAAAAGGUUGAAGUAGUACGUGAGCUUCUCUCGUUGUUGCUUUUUUGCACACGUUCUCCCUUCCUCUGUAGUGCAAUAUGUACAUAGAGCACUUGCGGGUGUACCUUGAUCCCUCAGGGAAAAAAAAAUACAUAUUUGUACAGUUUUUUGUUUUUGUUUUGUUUUUUGCCUUUUUGUUUUUGGCUAAGGAAUGUCGACUGAAUCACUUGUUAUUGUUGAGGGGCAGCCAGAUAAUAAUCCUAAAGCCACUGUUUCAAACAUCAAUGGUUGAAAUCAUGUGUCCUUCCCGUGCUAUUAUUUUAAGGUAAUAAUAAUAAAAAGUUAUUUUCUGACGGUUCUUUGUGCUGACUGGUGAAAAAAAAGGGUAAAUAAGCACCUUAUGAUUGACUUACUGUGAAUGACAAUCCAUCUUGACAUCAACAACAGCAGCCCUAUCAUUUUGCAGUUGGGGUUAAGAGUCGGAAACGAAGUGCUCAGGGAUCUUCUAAAACUCGUAAAACAGGGUGGCCAGUACUACUGGGGCAAAUUGUGUUUUUCCUUAUUAGUAAGAAUGAUAAUAAUACUAUCCCUCCAAGGCACAAGUGAACUGUGUAGAACUACGUGUGUGUAUGUGUGUAAACUUUUCACUGUGUCUCUGUUGAGUUGAAAACUUAAUGUACUGUUCGGUCUUGUGUACUUAAAAACACUGGAAAACUUCCAAAGCAGUACAUUAGUGUGUUCCAGAGAGACAUUCGUAUAUAAUGUACCGACAAGGAAUAUCAUUCAAACUGCAGUCUUGCAUACUCCACUUCCCAUUCUCUGUUACCUAAAAUGGAAACCCUGGUGGCCUAGUGGUUAAGAGCUACGGCCGCUAACCAAAAGGUCGGCAGUUCGAACCCACCAGGCGCUCCUUGGAAACUCUAUGGGGCAGUUCUACUCUGUCCUGUAGGGUCGCUAUGAGUUGGAAUCGACUCAACGGCAACGGGUUUGGUUUUGGAAUAACUAAAAUAUUCAUGUUGAAUAUAUUUAUAGCAUUAUACAUCAAAAUCUAUGUCAAAUUCUACAUACUAUGGAUAAAAAGUUGUUAAAACCCAGUGACCAGAUGGGAGAGACCUGCCUACCAAGUGCAAUGAGAGAGGUAAAAGAAAAAAACACAUUUGUUUUUUUAAACGCCAGCAGACACUAUUGUUUUCACUGUAUCCUCUUGUAGAAACAAACCAAAAUAUCUCUUUAUGUAAGACAAUUCUACUUCCACAUUGUAGUUUGUAUCUGUUAAAUUAAUACAAGCACUGGUGUUGAAGAACAAAGCAAAGCCUGCCUAUGUAACAACGGGAAGUAACUUGUCAGGUGACAACUGACAUUUUUGAGAUACAAUCCUGUUCUCAUAGUACCAUAUAGUACUUUCCAUAAUGUCAGUCAGCCUCCGUGUAAUGGUUGGCUUUGAUUCUUCCACAUCUGAAAUACAGAUUCAGAACAACUGUUACAUAUUUUCUUACUACCGUGAGAGAGGCAAUAGUUUGGGAAAAUUUUGCAUGUCUUACAGAUCAAAAAGGUACCUUCACCUUGUUUUUUAUAAUAAAAAAAUAUGGAAAAUGGCAGAUAUAUAUAUAUAUAUUACAUAUAUGUAUAUGCAGGUUACUGAGAUUUUUACAUGUUAUAAUGUGUCACUUCUUUCUUGUAAAGAUAUGAUACAACAGAACCUCAUAAAACAACUUUAUACUAUGUUAUACUAUGGAUCAAAUUAUGUGCCCAGAAAUGCAAUUGCAACAGUAAAUCUUAAUCUGUUGCUGAUAGUCCCUGAUACAGGUCUUCAUUCGAACCCCAAACACUAGUAUUAUAAAGAAGUUCUGCUGGAUUUGAGGAAAGAAAUUUUCCUAUUGUUGUCUAUUUUUAAAGAGAUGAAAAGGCUGACUAGCCAUGUUUCCACAAAACAAUUGGCUUCACUUCUGGGUCUGUUUGUUCCUUUGUUUGCUUGUUUCUUCAUAUGUUGAGAUGAGAUCGGUUCUGUCAGGCUCUCAGAAUGGUUUUAAAAGUAACCCAGAAGCCUGGCUUCAUCCCAAGGAACCAUCCUAGAUGGGGGAUCUCCAUGUUCAACCGGACCCUCAGAACUUAGAGCAAUAAAUACAUUCAGUCAUUUAUUUAUAAAUGAAUGACAGAAUAUUCAAUCCAAAUAGAAACAACCCUUCUUCAGCGAUGCAACAUAACAUGGAGUCUUGUAUUUAGAAAGUGAAUAUGAAUAUUUUAAAUAGAUGCCUAGAGAAUCCGUGUUUGCUGUUUACAUGUAGUGUCCUUUGUCACACUGGCAGUACCCAUUUCCUUGUCUUUUUUUCCUCCUAAGAACUAAGGAGAGAGAGCUUGCCAUUAGCUUUGACAUACUGCGCGCGCCAUCAUGUUGUUCUGGAAGAGCAACUCAGUUCUCUUCAGUGUUUGUGUGUGAUUCCUUUCUCACUCCUUAUUCCUUUAAUGUGGAUGAAUACUAUUCCUAGGAACUUGAUUAUCAUUGAAUAGAUCGCAUAUGUAAAUGCAGAUAGUUCUUGAGCAAUAUAGUGAAUAUGAGUUCACAAAAAAAUUCGUAUGUACUGUACACAUCUUCCUGAAUCCGAAAUUCUCUUCUUGUCCGUAAUGGUUUGAAAUCUCAUAUAAAACAGUGGUAACUUUUUAAACAUUAGGACAUUAGCUGGCUGCUUCUUUAAAUGUACCUGUAUUGUCUGCCUGCUCCUUUUGUGGAGAUGUGUUUUUGUAUUGGAUGUUUGGGCCAAUGGGAGGCUUCAAGCUACAACAUAUUUUCCCAGUUUAAAUAUAUUUAACAUAUGACAAACCCCAGACAAGGCUUUUAAUAUAUACCAAGAACUGCAAUGUUAGGUGGUUUAUUUGCAAACCGUUUUCAAUGUUGUCCAUUUUUAUGGCACCUAUAACAAUACUCUUGUUUCCAAAGUACAAAAAAAAAAAAAAAAAAGGUAAAUAAUCUAGCCAUAACUGAAUGUCAAGCAAUAAAACAAACGACUUUUGUGCAUAGAUUUUAAAAAAAAUACAAAUUUUAGACAUCUGCAUGUAAAUGCAAUCUCUUGUUUACUGCUUUCUUCACCUUGGACAAUUGAUUCCUUAUUUACUAUUAACUUAAGGACUUGUAAUGGCCUGUACACAUUUUCUCUCUUACUCUUCUUUCAAUUUACCUUCAUCCCUGCUUUUGAGUCAUGAUAUUUAAUGUUGUUCUGCACAUCUCUAUACAGUUAACUUUUCGGCUUUCCUUCUGUAUAGAUAAGAAAAUGUUAUAUUAUAAACAGCCUACUCAGUGCAAAUAUUUAUCUGUUUAAUCAAAUACCACAAUAUGCUGUAUAAUACCGGUUUUACUAUAUAAUCUAUUUUAGACAUAGCUGUUUAGAACUAGAGUGUGCUAUUUUUGUGUUUUUCUGAUGUGUGGUGCUAGAUAAGUUACUUUUGUGAACAACAAAAAACCCCUUUUAUUCCUAGACAAUACCACCUUUGGGUCUUGUUAAUUUCACUGAGUAUAGAUAUAUAUUUAUAUAUAUAUAUACAUAUACAUAUAUAUAUAUAUAUAUAUAUAUAUAUACCUACCUGUGCCCAACUAGCAGCUGUAUCAGAGUGCUGGAUUUGGGACAUGCUUUUCUCUUUAAAUACAUAAUAUCAUAUAAAUUAUUCUAGAGUGUAUUUAAUUAGGAUAAAAUUACUUCCUUAGGAUUGAUAUUUGACAUCUAGCGGGUGAAUUUGUUUAUAAAUAUGGAUGUAUGAAAACUUACUAUCAGUUACUUUAUGUUUGCUAUGUGGCUUCAUGCCGUAUCUCCUGAGCUGAAAAAUAGUUUGCCAGGCCUUCAAGAUCCUAAAGAAACACUCUCGUUAAAUGGAGUAAUUUUUUUUUCUUACUAAGGAAUUAUGUUAUUGGCACCUGACAGAGUUGUGUGCUUAGCUCCUAUUAUGGAUAAUAGGCAUUUGUAUAAGAUAUCCUUGGGGCUUGAUGGCAGAAUAAACCUUUCCCUUCCCACCUGAGUCAUGAGAAGUACGGAGACAUCCAUUAGCAGCACAUGGACUAUCAACGCAAAUUCAAGGGAUGGCCUGCUUUAAUGUGACCUCGACCAGUUCCAUAAACUGAGUGAAGGACUUUCAUUUUAAAAGUCAUUUAGCAGUGACCUUCAUUAAACUCUUUUAUCUAUUCUCCCAAGACCUAUUGGCAUUC
Trichechus manatus latirostris (Florida manatee) is the source of this 10395-nucleotide messenger RNA. RefSeq names its product RAR related orphan receptor A (gene RORA). Gene Ontology annotation, biological process: regulation of transcription by RNA polymerase II; negative regulation of inflammatory response. Gene Ontology annotation, cellular component: nucleus. The transcript has 9 exons. The record is from RefSeq and is a predicted model, not a curated record. Lineage: Eukaryota; Metazoa; Chordata; Mammalia; Sirenia; Trichechidae. Bases 1082 to 2242 code for a protein of 386 amino acids. Gene Ontology annotation, molecular function: RNA polymerase II cis-regulatory region sequence-specific DNA binding; oxysterol binding; nuclear receptor activity.